GGCCGGCGGAAGCAAACAUCGGCCCUCCAAAAGAUGCAGACUGUUUGCCGUAGCCGUUCUGGCUCAAGGGUAUUGGCAGUCGUGCUCCCAAUCGUUUGGAUUGGCCGCAUUUUUGUUACCGUACCAUCUCCCGCAGCACUUCAUUAUGGCUUGUCCCCUCGUGUUCGGGAUGCUGUUGCUGUUCAUGUCUGGCGGCCCCACGGCGGCGGUCCACCUCGCGAUUCACCCGAGCGACCUGGUGGACGCGAGCGUGGUAGACCCGGGCAAAGUGAACCUGGUGCUGGGCAAGGAAAAGACAAGCCCGCAGGCCAGGCAUGUUGCCGAGGACUUCACAGGGGCCGUCUUCGAGGCGGAGCUCGCCGUGGACGCGAGCGAGGACCCCGUGGCUGCCGAUGGCCGCACGGAGGAGCCGUGUGAGAACCCGGCAGCAGGCGACCACUGUCGCAAGGCCGUGGAGUGGUCCAGGGAGGUCGGCAUCGGCAAGCAUCCGGAUUGGUACCCGAACUUGACGGCCGAGUCCUCCUUCCAGGAGGUCCAGGAGUCCUUGUGGCGCCGUGGCAAGGCCGGUUGCAGGAGGCCCUGCCCCGAGCCGGAGACCACGACGGUUGCCUUGCCGAAGGUGGAGGACAUGACGGUUGACCAGCUUCAGGGGUUCAUCAACAAAGAGUGGGACGGCGGGAUCCCCCAGGACGUGUUGGACGGGGGAAGGCUCGACGACAACGCGACCAGCAAUGCCUCGUCGGAAAACGAGGCCGUCCCUGCAACCAGCGGAACUGGAGCCGUGCCGAUGGUCGACGGCGCGCAGUCGCCAGAAAGCAUUGGUCAGGCUGGCUAUACGAAGAACGAGUCUGAGGUGGCGGUUGACGCCGCGCCGACACACGAGGCUCUGCAGGAGAGCACCGACCAGGACGCUUCUAGGCAGGAGGGCGACGUCACGACCAGGUCGCAGGAUUCCUGGGACAAGAGGGGCGAGGAGGUCAGCGGCGGGGAGCCGACGCUCCCCCAGGACGGCGGCACGAAGAACGAGUCCGAGGUGGCGGUUGACGCGCCGUUGAACCGCGACGCCGCGCCGACGCAAGAGGCUCCGCAGGAGAGCACCGACCAGGACGCUCCUAGGCAGGAGGACGACAUGACGACCAGGUCGGAGGAUUCCUGGGGCAGGAGGGGCGAGGAGGGUAUCGGCGGGGAGCCGACGCUCCCCCAGGACGGCGACGCGAAGAACCAGUCUGAGGUUGCGGUUGACGCGCCGUCGAACCGCGACGCCGCGCCGACACAAGAGGCUCCGCAGGAGAGCACCGACCAGGACGCGUCCGGGCCUCAGGAGGACGACAUGACGACGAGGUCGAACACAGCAGAGGGCCUGCCAGCAACGAGCAGCACAGAGCAUUCGCCCGAGUCUCCAGAGCAGACCAUCGAGCGGAACAGCACGGCUCAGGAGGACGUCCCCGCGAACGCGCCGGGGCUGGAGGACGGCACCAGUCGCCUCGACUUGCCCUCCGCGGACGCUGCGCAGCAGACAGGCAGCGCUGGCGCACCAGUGGCCGGAAAGGACGCGGACACGCCUGGCGCGAGCCCUCCUUCCGCAGACGCCCCCUCGGGCAGCAGCACGGACGGCGCGGUGGGGGACGCGCCGCUGCCGCUCGUCGACAGCGGCGACGCGAGCCUCGAUCCCGAGGCCGCCGUGUCCAACGCCUCGACGGGCGAGCCCGCCGACGCGUCCUCCCCCGACCCGCCCACGAGCGGCCCCGCGCCGGCCGAGCAGCCCGGAGCCGCCGCGGAGGCCCUCGGGGCGGGGGCCGCCGAGGACCCCGCGGCCGGGGGCCCCGAGGAGGCCACGUCCGCCGGCCCGCAGGGGCCCGAGGGCUGGAGCGGCGCGGGCGCGCAGCGCCAAGACGACGGCGCCGGCGCCCAGGGCGCGGAGCUGCCCGCGGAGCAGGGCUCGGGCGCCGCCGCCGCGGGCGCGGGGCAGGUGCUGGGCGCCGCCGGGGCAGAGGGCCCCGCCGGCGCGGGCGCGCGAGCGGCGGUGGUGGGAGCCGAGCCGCUGCCGGAGGUGGACGAGGACGGCCUCGACGAGGCGGGCAGGGCGGAGGCGGCGGAGAAGGCAGAGAGGGCGCGGGAGAUGGCUGAGGCCGAGGAGCAGAUGCGGAGGCAGGUGGCCAGCGAGCUGCGCGAGGAGAUGGCGGCGCACACCUCGACGACGGAGGAGUCCCUUGAGAGCAUGAAGGAACGGAUCAAGGCUGAAAUCAAGCAACAAAUAAUGAAGGAACAGAUGGAGGCCAAGAUCCGGGCAGAGAUCAUGCGCGAGAUGAUGGCUUCAGUCGACACGGAUGGUACCAGUACGUCACCGUUGCAGUGAUUGGGGGCCCGACGUAAGUGCAGUUGGGUCUUCGACUCGUAACGUUGCAGUGCCACACAGGGCGAGGGUUGGGCGAGCCCAGAAGGUGGUAGAUUGACCUUGUCUUUGCUCUCGCCCAUUCUGUAAGGACUUGCGCGUGGAUCGCCUGGCCCUCGAUGCAAGAACAAAGCAUGCAGGCUGUUUGGGGCUCCAGUGUGAAGGGCGCGAGUAUAUUGGGCCGUCCAGCUCUUGUUCGGUUGGGUCCCCCCUGGGGCAGGGCCCUCCCUCCCGGGCCGGCCUGGAGGUGGUCCCUUCGAUCAGUCUUUAGAGAGGCCCCCCAGACCAUACCUC
Messenger RNA from Prorocentrum cordatum, 2686 nucleotides. NCBI's taxonomy places the organism in Eukaryota, Dinophyceae, Prorocentrales, Prorocentraceae. The record is from the annotation of a GenBank genome assembly.